CGGGAGCAGUGAUGUUGGGCAGCUCCGCGCCAGGGCCUGCGGCCCGCGAGGCAGGCUCGGCGCUGUUAACAUUGCAGCAGACGGCGCUCCAGGAGGACCAGGAGAACAUCAACCCCGAGAAGGCGGCGCCCACCCAGCAGUCCCGGACCCGCGCUGGGCUGGCGGUACUGAAGGCCGGGAACUCGCGGGGACCAGCGCCGCAGCAGAGGCCUAAGACGCGACGGGUUGCACCUCUUAAGGAUCUUCCUAUAAAUGAUGAGCAUGUCACCGUUCCUACCUGGAAAGCAAACAGUCAACAACCUGCAUUUACCAUUCAUGUGGAUGAAGCAGAAGAAGAGACUCAAAAGAGGCCAGUUGAAUCUAAAAAACCAGAAAGUGAAGAUGUUUUGGCUUUUAAUUCAGCUGUUACUUUACCAGGACCGAGAAAACCACUGGCACCUCUUGAUUACCCAAUGGAUGGUAGUUUUGAGUCACCACAUACUAUGGAUAUGUCAAUUGUACUGGAAGAUGAAAAGCCAGUGAGUGUUAAUGAAGUACCAGACUACCAUGAGGACAUUCACACAUACCUUAGGGAAAUGGAGGUUAAAUGUAAGCCUAAAGUGGGUUACAUGAAGAAACAGCCAGACAUUACUAACAGUAUGAGGGCUAUCCUCGUGGACUGGUUAGUUGAAGUAGGAGAAGAAUAUAAACUACAGAAUGAGACCCUGCAUUUGGCUGUGAACUACAUUGAUAGGUUUCUUUCAUCGAUGUCUGUUUUGAGAGGAAAACUUCAGCUUGUGGGCACUGCUGCUAUGCUGUUAGCCUCAAAGUUUGAAGAAAUAUACCCCCCAGAAGUAGCAGAGUUUGUAUACAUUACAGAUGACACUUAUACCAAGAAACAAGUUCUGAGAAUGGAGCACCUAGUUUUGAAAGUCCUUGCUUUUGACUUAGCUGCACCAACAAUAAAUCAGUUUCUUACCCAGUACUUUCUGCACCAGCAGUCUGCAAACUGCAAAGUUGAAAGUUUAGCAAUGUUUUUGGGAGAAUUAAGUUUGAUAGAUGCUGACCCAUAUCUAAAGUAUUUGCCAUCAGUUACCGCCGCAGCAGCCUUUCAUUUAGCACUCUACACUGUCACGGGACAAAGCUGGCCUGAAUCAUUAGUACAAAAGACUGGAUAUACGCUGGAAACUCUAAAGCCUUGUCUCAUGGACCUUCACCAGACCUACCUCAGAGCUCCGCGGCAUGCACAACAGUCAAUAAGAGAAAAGUACAAAAACUCAAAGUAUCAUGGUGUUUCUCUCCUCAACCCACCCGAGACACUAAAUGUGUAACGGUGAAAGACUGCCUUUGUUUUCUAGGAUGUAAAUCACUCAAAGUAUAUGGUGUACAGAUUUUAUCUUAGGUUUUAAUUUUACAAUCAUUUCUGAAUACGGAAGUUAUGGUCAAGUACAAAUUAUGGUAUCUAUUACUUUUUAAAGGUUUUAAUUUGUAUAUCUUUUGUACAUGUAACUAUCUUAGAUAUUUGGCUAAUUUUAAGUGGUUUUUGUUAAAGUAUUAAUGAUGCCAGCUGUCAGGAUAAUAAGAAAUAAAUUGAUUUGGAAAAUUUGGUUUGUAAGUCAAAUUUAAUUUGAGGCAAAAAUUUGACUUCAGGAUUUCACUUAGAAAAAUUAAUUUGGUUUAUUAAAGCAUGGGGACAGGGAAGGCUUCUCCUUCCAACACACAGGUGAUGACAUUCACCUCCCUAAGGAACUGGGCCAACUGUCUGACUUGGGCAUAAUCUAAGAAGACUCUUUCAGGUCUUUGUACACACUAUGAAAAUGCUUUUCAUUCAUCGACUUUUACUACACUUGACCUACCAAAGUGACAGUUAUUUAAAACCUGUUUUAAAGAGUCCUCCAGACGUUUAUUUUAAAGCAUAAUGUAAAAACUGUAUAAAGAACUAGAUUCUGUAAUGGGUUUGUGAAUAAUACCCAAGGUUGUUAGCACUGAAUAAAUACCUUUUUAAUAGUUAUAUACACAAAUAUACAACUAUGUGAACUUUAAUUAGCAGCUCUCUUCUUUUUUCUCUUUUUCACUGGCUUUUUACUUGGUGCUUUUACUUGUGUUGCACUGAUGGUCUGUGUUCUGUGAACAAAGUAAAUUAACAAGUUUUAACAGUAUUAGUACUAGGAGCUUACUUUUGCCACCUACGACAGAAGAAUACUGUAACCUUGAAAGGCAUCCAAGCAGUUUUACAGACCUAAUUCUAUAAAUCUCAGGUUGAAGAAACCCAGAGAGCAAGCUUCUAAAAAGUCUUGAGUAUAUGUAUACAUUUGAAAUAAACCAGAAAUUUGUUACCUUAUUUUCUUCGGAUUCUUAUCUGGUUCUAAAAUGAUCAUUUC
This is a messenger RNA of Globicephala melas (long-finned pilot whale), 2360 nucleotides long. RefSeq names its product cyclin A2 (gene CCNA2). Gene Ontology annotation, cellular component: cytoplasm; cyclin A2-CDK2 complex; nucleus. Gene Ontology annotation, molecular function: cyclin-dependent protein serine/threonine kinase regulator activity. NCBI's taxonomy places the organism in Eukaryota, Metazoa, Chordata, Mammalia, Artiodactyla, Delphinidae. The record is from RefSeq and is a predicted model, not a curated record. Gene Ontology annotation, biological process: mitotic cell cycle phase transition; regulation of cyclin-dependent protein serine/threonine kinase activity.